Drosophila serrata is the source of this 684-nucleotide messenger RNA. RefSeq names its product TweedleZ (gene TwdlZ). Gene Ontology annotation, molecular function: structural constituent of chitin-based larval cuticle. Gene Ontology annotation, cellular component: chitin-based extracellular matrix. NCBI's taxonomy places the organism in Eukaryota, Metazoa, Arthropoda, Insecta, Diptera, Drosophilidae. The record is from RefSeq and is a predicted model, not a curated record. Gene Ontology annotation, biological process: chitin-based cuticle development.
AUGUUGAACUUCUUCGGUUUGGUUUCCCUCUCGUUAGUUAGUCUGUCGUGGGCUCAGGGAUUACCAUCGCGCACCUAUUUGCCUCCACCGGUUACAGCUUCAGCUGCCAAUCCUGUCAUGGAACCCAUCAUAACCAAGCAAUUCUUCAGCAUCUCGCCGGCGGAAGAUCCCGAGGAUUUGGAGCCAAGGAAUAAGCAUUUGGUUAUUGGGCAACCUCGACGAAAUUAUCGUGUGAUAUUCAUAAGGGCACCGACGGCCAAUAGUGAGAGAUUGAGAUACACAGCGGAACUGGCACCACAGGAGGAGCGUACGGUCAUCUAUGUACUCACCAAGAAGCAACACGAACUGGAGGCCACGGAUAUUGUGACCCCACGGGAGAAACCCCAGGCGGAACAGAAACCAGACAUCUUUUUCAUCAAAUACAAGACGAACGAGGAGGCUGUCGCUGCCCAAAAGGAAAUUCAGACGCAGUACGAUCAGCUCGGAGGGAAUAGUGAGAUAGCUGCACCCUAUGUGGCACCUGUUCAAUCAGUGAUUGGAGCUCUCAAUCCUCAACAGACAACGCCCUAUCAAGCUCCCUCCCCCAGCUUCCAUCAGUCACCGCCAAAUCAAUCCCCUGGCUAUCAUUAUGAUAGGCCAUCGCCACCUUCCACGCUCUUGGCGCCAGUGGAGAGGUCGUACUGA